UCUCCCUCCCUCCCGUGUCCACAGUUUCUCUCUCUUCUCUUCUCUUCUCUCUCUCAGUCUCACUCUCCCAAUCCGCCUCGGCCCGAGCGCGCGCGCGCUUUCCCCCCCUCGCCGCCGGCGACGAGCUCGAGGCGGCGGUGCGCUCGCCUACCUCCGGAGGGCGGAGCGGGGGGAUGGAGCCCAUGAGCGUGGACGGCGGCGGGGGAUGCGGCGGCCUGGACACGCAGAUCGAGCAGCUGAUGCAGUGUCGCCCGCUCGCCGAGCAGGAGGUUAAAGCACUGUGCGAGAAGGCCAAGGAGAUAUUGAUGGAGGAAAGCAAUGUUCAGCCUGUCAAAAGCCCAGUAACGAUUUGUGGUGAUAUUCACGGACAAUUCCAUGAUCUUGUAGAACUUUUUCGGAUCGGUGGGAAGUGCCCAGAUACUAAUUAUUUAUUUAUGGGGGAUUAUGUGGAUCGUGGCUAUUACUCUGUUGAGACUGUUACUCUUUUGGUAGCGCUGAAGGUGCGUCACCCACAUCGGAUUACAAUCCUUCGCGGAAAUCACGAGAGCCGGCAGAUCACACAGGUUUAUGGAUUCUACGACGAAUGUUUACGAAAGUAUGGCAAUGCAAAUGUAUGGAAGAUAUUCACGGAUUUAUUUGACUAUUUUCCACUGACAGCACUGGUGGAAUCUGAAAUUUUCUGCCUGCAUGGUGGUUUAUCUCCAUCAAUUGAGAACCUUGAUAGUGUGCGUAGCUUAGAUCGUGUCCAAGAGGUUCCGCAUGAGGGACCAAUGUGUGAUCUUCUAUGGUCUGAUCCAGAUGACCGCUGUGGUUGGGGCAUAUCUCCUCGUGGUGCUGGCUACACUUUUGGGCAGGAUAUAUCCGAGCAAUUCAAUCACACCAACAAUCUCAAACUUGUAGCUCGGGCUCAUCAACUAGUUAUGGAAGGAUAUAAUUGGGCUCAUGAACAAAAAGUUGUUACUAUAUUCAGUGCUCCAAAUUAUUGUUACCGAUGUGGGAAUAUGGCAUCCAUUUUGGAAGUUGAUGACUGCAACAGCCAUACUUUUAUUCAGUUCGAACCAGCUCCUAGGAGAGGUGAGCCUGACGUGACACGGAGGACGCCCGAUUAUUUCCUUUGAGUUAAUGGUGCUACCAUUUGUCACCUUGUACUGCGAAUUUGCGAUAGUCAAAUGCUGGUCAGUGAUACUUUGCUGGACUGUGAAACCUGCGCAUAGGCCAACCAACAAUAACAAGGGAACAUCAGAUCCCUUCGUAAAACUUGACCCUCCAUUGGUCAAUGCAAGAGAUGCUGCUAUCCUGAAACAAAGUGUCAUGCUCAUGCAGCGAUGCCUGAGUUUUUCAGGUGAUAAAAAAGGCCCAUCCAUCCUCACCCUCUCCUUUUUAGGCAUUUUUACAGAGGAAAUCUAGUGGCAAGACUGAACUUCUAUUUGUAUUUUGUAGCGUAAGCUUGUAUCGAUAGUCUUGUAAUUUGUAUCAUCAAUGGCAAGGCAACCUAAUCAUCUUUCGGUGUAGUAUUCCGAAUUUUGGGGGUGGUUACCCUGAUGUGCUACAGUGCAGUGUUCCAUGGCACCUUUUUCUCUAGUUGGAUGUUUUUCUUCGCAUGUAUCUGACAUUCUGGUUUUCAAAUUUCGCACUACUCUACUAGUACUCCAUACUGUUCUAGACAUGUACUUGAUCAAAGCCAAAAACUUGGUCAACCGAUGUUCUCUCUGCUAAAUUAUAUUCUGAAUUAUGUGCA
Oryza sativa Japonica Group (Japanese rice) is the source of this 1738-nucleotide messenger RNA. Its product is annotated as serine/threonine-protein phosphatase PP2A-4 catalytic subunit-like. The record is from RefSeq and is a predicted model, not a curated record. Gene Ontology annotation, cellular component: nucleus; cytosol. NCBI's taxonomy places the organism in Eukaryota, Viridiplantae, Streptophyta, Magnoliopsida, Poales, Poaceae. Gene Ontology annotation, biological process: mitotic cell cycle. Gene Ontology annotation, molecular function: protein serine/threonine phosphatase activity.